Messenger RNA from Nicrophorus vespilloides, 1248 nucleotides. RefSeq lists its product as uncharacterized. The annotation marks the transcript as partial. Gene Ontology annotation, biological process: neuropeptide signaling pathway. The record is from RefSeq and is a predicted model, not a curated record. The transcript has 6 exons. NCBI's taxonomy places the organism in Eukaryota, Metazoa, Arthropoda, Insecta, Coleoptera, Silphidae. Gene Ontology annotation, molecular function: neuropeptide receptor activity. Gene Ontology annotation, cellular component: membrane.
CUUUUGUUUCAGGAUAUUCCCAUCUACGUGAGCACUUUGACGAUGGUCCUGACUGCUUGGGAUAGGUACAGGAUGAUCAGACAUCCUACGAGGAUGCGUCUUCCAGCUUUCGUUUGCGCCGUUGGAACGUGGCUCACAUCCAUAUGUAUGGUUCUUCCGUAUCCGUUCUACAUUAUCUACGUCGAUUUAGGGAAAUACAUACCUGCCAUGGAUGGAAUGGGGAUGUGCCUGGUAAAUUUGACAGACGACAUGCAAGAAUAUAUGAGAGGAAUAUUUCUGGUGAUGUAUGCAGCACCAAUGGCAUCAGCAGCUUACUUGUUCAUUAAAACGUCGAGGGAGCUGAAAACAAAUAAUUCUGUGGUCAUGUACGAGGCACGAAGUCGUGAGAUGAGAUGCCGGACGGAUUCGCAUUCCACCACGACGGAUAUCCGGGGAAGUCGGGAUUGCGACGGAAUCAGCGAGUAUAGCAGAGGCAGCAGCUUCAGAGCUAGACAUAUGGAGAGCGUCGCCGACGGUGAUAUGGAUAUACCCAAGGAACGUCGCACCCAGCACUAUCUGAUGGGUAUCGUUGCCCUCUACGCCAGCUUCAUGGCUCCUCUUAUGGUUAUGAGGGUAGUCAGGUUGGCUUUACUGGAGACCUACGACAACAGUGGACACUUUGACAUCAUGUACACACUGCUCGUGUGGUUCGCUUUCGUACCAACCUGCACCACGCCCGUGAUUUAUGCAACGUGGCAACUUAGCAGUACAACGAAGGAGAGGCUCAGGGGCUAUUUCCGCUUUAGCAACCGGAAAUUCAGGCGAUCUUGUGAGACGGUGCUGACAGCCGGAAACGCGACGCCUCUGAACAAGGUGCAGGGCGCAACAUCCGAGCAGGAUAGAAACACAUGUGGCCAAGAGUUCUCCUGAUUAGAUACGUCUCGUCGUUCGUCGUCGAGGGGUCAGAGAGUUACCGAUUUCGAGUAUUUAAUAUAAAUUAAGUUACCUUUAGAGAUGAUGCAUAAUGUUUAAGUGAAUUAAAUAUAACAUAAAAAAUAUAUGUGAACAUGUCGACGUUGCGACAAUCCGCGAAGAUACUGAGCCCCCUUUUAACUUGUGGAUUGUCACAUCGAUUGUCACGUUCUUGUAAAUUUCAUAUGCUAGUUUAGUUGUUCGUUACAGUUUUCCUGCAUGUUAAUUGUGUAUAGCACGUAACUAAAAUUAUAAUUAAAUGUAAACUAUAUAAAUAAGAGCGUUAUUUAUAUUUAU